AUGAAGCUUUCGUGGGAAUCUGCUCUCCUACUGCCGGUGCUUUUGCUUCCGGUUGUGGUACAAGGCGAUACAUGCACCAACGGCAUCGAAGGCAUCGACGGCAACGGCGUGGUGUGUUGUCCGCUGGGCUGCGGGCGGUGUGCCGGGGAAGGGUGCACUGCAUUUGGCUCUGAGAACGGCCUCGGCGCCGAUUCGUGCUGCGGCAAUGCAAUCAAGGCUUCCGGGAGACUGUGCAGCGAAACCGGAUCAGCCCCGUGCAUUAUCGACGAAGAAGGGCCCUCGCCGACGCCCAGCUACAGUGGCGGACAAUAUGGAGAAGAGUAUAGCGGAGAAGGAACAUACUACGGUCACACGACGGCAGGCAUGUGCUCUUUCUUCGACGAUGUCCCGGAAAUGUACGACGGCAUGAUUCCAGUCGCCCUCAACGCGGAGCAGUACGGCGAUUCGCUGAUGUGUGGCGCAUGCGUCGAGGGGACCGCCAGCGGCAGCGGCUCCGGCAACAACCCGAUCCCAUCCACGUUUAAGGCCUUCAUCACGGACAAAUGCCCCGAGUGCCAGAAGGGAGACCUCGACUUCUCCAUGUCCGGCGACGGGAGGUGGGACAUCGAGUGGAAGUUCGUCGCGUGCCCGGGAGAGGAAACGUCCUUCGUGUCUCCUUCCGCUAACCCUUACUACUGGAAGGUGCAGCCACGCGGUACCACGACCCCGGUGGUGAGCCUCACUGUUGACGGGCAGUCGGCCAUGAGGACCACGGACAACCACUUCGAGGUACACAACGACGGGGCCGCGUGGUCGGGCGCGCAGACGGUGGUGACGACGACCGUGUCAGGCGUCACGGAGACCGCAGAAGUGUCAGUUUAA
Ectocarpus siliculosus is the source of this 861-nucleotide messenger RNA. NCBI's taxonomy places the organism in Eukaryota, Phaeophyceae, Ectocarpales, Ectocarpaceae. The record is from the annotation of a GenBank genome assembly.